AUGUCUGCAUUCGUGGAGAAUACAGGGAGCACUGCGCGAGACUUCCAGAUGCUCGAGCGGAACCUGCUCUCGCAUGUCAAGCUUGCCAUGCUCCUUUCGCUCUUGUCCUCGUCCAUCCUGCUGAAGACGCGCCUAUCCGGAGGUUCGAGCACCUCGUCCGGCGAUCCGAGCAGGAUCCAACUGCCAAUCGCCUCACUCGAAUUCGCUGCGGCGCUCUGCACGAUCUUCGCAGGGAUGUACCAGUACUUCAGAACGUGGAAGGACUACCAGACCCUGCGCGGGUUUCUCACGGCGACAAAAGUGCACUUUAGCAUCAUGGUGGCUGUGGCAGCAGUGGUGUUUACGACAUGUAUCGUGCUACUGGUCGAGGAGUCCUUCUGA
This is a messenger RNA of Postia placenta MAD-698-R-SB12, 381 nucleotides long. RefSeq lists its product as hypothetical. The coding region runs from base 1 to 381 and encodes 126 amino acids. Lineage: Eukaryota; Fungi; Basidiomycota; Agaricomycetes; Polyporales; Adustoporiaceae. The record is from RefSeq and is a predicted model, not a curated record. The transcript has 2 exons.